CAACUGGCUACCACAUAUCUGCACACACUUAAAUACAAAGGCCGGGAAGGGUCAGAUCACCGUCCAGGUAAUCUUAGGUACAUAAAAGAGGUGGGGGAAAGAGAGAAUCAUUCAGUAGUCCUCCCUCCCCCUCCUCCUUCACCCCCAAGUCUCUCCCACGACUGCCCUCCCCAACCUCUAGCUGAUCAUGGCAUCAGAGGCAGAGAAAACAUUCAAUCGGUUUGCUGCCUUUGGAGAAUCAUCAAGCAGUGGCACUGAAAUGAACAACAAGAACUUCUCCAAGCUAUGCAAAGACUGUGGCAUCAUGGAUGGCAAGACGGUCACCUCCACAGAUGUGGACAUCGUGUUCAGCAAAGUCAAGGCCAAGAACGCCCGAACCAUCACGUUUCAACAGUUCAAAGAGGCAGUGAAGGAACUGGGCCAGAAGCGCUUCAAAGGGAAGAGUCCAGAUGAAGUCCUGGAGAGCAUUUAUGGACUCAUGGAGGGCAAGGACCCAGCCACCACUGGCGCAACUAAAGCAACAACAGUGGGUGCAGUGGACCGUUUGACAGACACCAGCAAGUACACCGGCACCCACAAGGAGCGCUUUGAUGAGAGUGGCAAGGGCAAGGGCAUUGCCGGACGGGAAGUGAUGAAUGACAACACAGGCUAUGUGAGUGGUUACAAGGGUGCUGGCACCUAUGAUAAGAAGACCAAGUAAGGAGGAGCUUCAUCUUAGCUCACUAGCCCCCUGACCCUGCAUGUUUAACACCAGGGAACUUGGAAAAUAAUAAACAUCUGUGUGUGCAGCA
Macaca mulatta (Rhesus monkey) is the source of this 791-nucleotide messenger RNA. The record is from RefSeq and is a predicted model, not a curated record. Lineage: Eukaryota; Metazoa; Chordata; Mammalia; Primates; Cercopithecidae.